UAGGAGGCAGCAAUGUAGUGAUCGGGCGUAGACUGCCAAACUAGAAGAAGAAGAAGGAGAACAGGAAUGCAGAUGUAAUUUUCUAAAUUUGUUUUCAGACAUUAUCUGGCGAAAAGAGCAGAGUUCUUUGUUUUAUCGAUGUUGUAGUCGGUAGCAUAUAACGACAAAAUGAGUAACAUAUACAUCCAGGAACCACCGACAAACGGCAAGGUAUUGCUAAAAACAUCAGCUGGUGACAUUGACAUUGAGCUGUGGUCCAAAGAGGCACCAAAGGCAUGUCGAAACUUCGUUCAGCUCUGCAUGGAAGGUUACUAUGAUGGCACAAUAUUUCAUCGUGUGGUGCCAGAGUUUAUCGUUCAAGGGGGUGAUCCCACCGGCACAGGGACUGGUGGGGAAUCCAUCUAUGGACGUCCAUUCAAGGAUGAGUUCCACUCCAGAUUGCGCUUCAACAGGAGAGGUUUGGUUGCCAUGGCGAAUGCAGGACCUCACGAUAAUGGCAGCCAAUUUUUCUUCUCUCUUGGGCGUGCAGAUGAGCUCAAUAACAAGCACACUAUUUUUGGAAAGAUCACUGGUGAUACCGUGUACAACAUGCUCAGGCUAGCGGAAGUAGAAUGUGAUGCCGAUGAAAGACCACUGAAUCCACACAAGAUUCGAUCCAGCGAGGUUCUGUAUUCUCCGUUUGAUGACAUUGUUCCAAGGGAAAUAAAAAAAGCCAAAAAAGACAAAGAUAAGGAAGAAGGGAAGAAAUCACAGUCUAAAGCAACAAAGAACUUUAGCUUGCUGUCUUUUGGAGAGGAGGCAGAAGAGGAAGAGGAGAUGGUGAAUAAAGUCAGUAAGACCAUGAAAGGAAAAAGCAAAAGCAGCCAUGAUUUACUGAAGGACGACCCCAGAUUGAGCUCAGUCCCGGCCAUAGACGGGGAGAAGCCCAUACGAGACGCUGGGGAUUCCUCGGGGGGGUUGGAUGAGGAUGAUGAAGGGGACUUUGACGCUGAUGAUGAUGAUGAUGCUGAAGGCAGGGAGGAGAUGAGGCAGCGCAUCUCAAACAAGCUGAAAAAAGACAAGGAGCAGAAGGGGGCCGAGGCACUGGAGGAGGACCGAGGACCGAAGGCCAGUCGCAGCGAUGAAUUGCGUAAGGAGGCUCGACAGCUAAAGAAGGACCUCCUGGCCAUUAAGCAAAGGAGAGAGGACAUUGCCAAAGCAGGGGAGGAAGAAGAGCGCAAAGAAGAUGAAAAAACGGCCCCAAACCAGGCGGUGGCGGAGUAUUUAGACGAGAGGAAAAAGUACGAGGUGUUACGGAAAGAGAAGCUGAAGAAAGGAUCCACCAGGGAAGCACAGACGAUGGCCCUUCUGGAUCGCUUCAAGUCCAAGCUCUCCACGGCCAUUACGGAGGCCCCGGAAGGCCCGGAGGAUGAUGUGGAGGAUCUGGGAGAGGAUGAGGAUAAGGGCUGGAUGGCCCACGUUCUGCAGUUUGAUGAGCAAACCAGGAAAGUGAAGGAUGCCAACAUACAGGAUGAGGACACCUUCGAGAUCUACGACCCGCGCAACCCCGUCAACAAGAGGCGGAGAGAGGAGAGCAAAAAGAUGAUGAAGGAGAAGAAGGCCAAGAGGUGAGGCAGGGUCAGGGUUCACGGAAAACCCCCCCUCCUGGACUCUUCCUGCGUUCAUCCGGCUUUUUCUUCUCACGGAUAAGGGUCUGAAUUCAAGGACGUGUUGAAGAACACAGUGGAACACCCAGGUUUUCACUCCCCACCUCGCCCCCUCAUUUUGUGAACUGAUCUUCUAUGCUCUUUAUGGAGUACUGUGAACCGCGUCAGGCUAUAUCCAAAUGAUAUUGCUGGUUUCUGCUUAUAACUGAAGACCUGUAGGUUAGCAUUUAACGGUACUGUACUGCUGUUGCCUUACCCAUGUGCACAUGGGGCAUUCCCUUUACUGCUUUCUACCAGUUAGAUCUUUUGUUAAAAUGAGGUGAACUUUUUACAGGAAUACUAGACAACAGUACCUUUGCUGCUUUCCCAUUGGCCUGCUGAACCUUUUCACAAUAUGCAUUUCACAUCUAAGUCAUGUUUCCUGUGUAUGUAUGUGCAUGCGUGCGUGUGUGCGUGCGUGUGUGAAUUCCUAAUGUGUAAUGCCUGCUACAGCGAGCAAAUCUAACCCUACUGUAGUUUAAAUAUGCUCUGGAAGAGAAAACUACAGGCUUCACAUUUGUUGUGUCUAUUGUGAAAUGUAUUGUACAGUAUUGAAAUGUCUUGGAUAUCAAAACCAGCUUUGAUUGUAAUUAAUUGUAACAACCUUAAAAAUGCAUUUUACUUUUUUUUUCUUUUUCUUUUUUCCCCUCACAAUUGGUGAAUUUUAGCAGCAAAGGAUUGUUAUCUCACUAUUGCUGGACCGCUCAAAAUAAAUGACUGUCAUACUCAAA
This is a messenger RNA of Conger conger (European conger), 2416 nucleotides long. RefSeq names its product CWC27 spliceosome associated cyclophilin (gene cwc27). Gene Ontology annotation, molecular function: peptidyl-prolyl cis-trans isomerase activity. Gene Ontology annotation, biological process: protein peptidyl-prolyl isomerization; protein folding. The record is from RefSeq and is a predicted model, not a curated record. Gene Ontology annotation, cellular component: catalytic step 2 spliceosome. Lineage: Eukaryota; Metazoa; Chordata; Actinopteri; Anguilliformes; Congridae. The transcript is spliced from 14 exons. Bases 169 to 1611 code for a protein of 480 amino acids.